AUGUUGACCACUGGCUGCAGCAAUUUACAGCUUCUUCAAACAAAAUAUAAUGCACAAGGUGGAUACAAACGAAAGGGGGUUAAAGUUAUUUAUUGUGCUGUAUUCGAUUUACGUUUACAUUAAUUCAGCCUCGCUUCCGUUCAUGAUUCGAUGUAUGAUCACUUCCGGUAAUGGCGACGACACAUGUUAGAAGUUAUUAAAAGUUCUGUGUUGAAAUCAAAGAAUAUAUCUCCGUUUCUCGUGCCAUCCGAACACAACAUGGUGUCAGAAGUGAACAAGAAGAUAUAAACUGUGUCCAGAACGGAUAUUUAGCGAUCAGUGAUCAGGAAUUACGCGGAAAUAUGGCUACGAAUCUUCCACCACCGAAAGCUCUUUGUCUAUCGGGAAAUGCAAGUGAGAAUUUCAAGUUGUUCAAGCAGCAGUACGAAUUAUAUGUGAACGCCAUUGGAUUAUCUACUGCCAGUAAGGAAAGGAGAAGUGCUAUACUGCUAAAUCUCGCAGGUGAGGAGGCGCUGAAAAUCUACAUUGGCUUCACAUGGGCUCCAGCGGUAGGUGACCCCGAAGGGGAGGAACAUGUACCAGCAGAGGACAAACUGGAUCCGGAAUUAAUUCUGGAGAAAUUCCAGAGGUUCUGCACGCCGAAAACAAAUGUUACUUAUGAACGUUACAAGUUUCACAGGUAUACGCAAUCAGAAGGUGAGAGUUUCGAUAAUUUCUUAUCACAAAUUAACACUCUCGUGUCUACGUGUGCCUACGGUGAACUAAAGGACGAUUUUGUCAGAGAUAAGAUCGUAUUGGGUAUAAAUAGUGAUAAGGUCAGAGCACGGCUGUUGAGAGAUGGUGAACUGACUUUAGAAAAAGCGAUAAAUGAGUGUAGAGCAGAAGAAUGUUCUGGAAGGUGGGCUCAGGAUAUAAAAGGAGAGACUUCUAAAGUGCAGGCAGUUCAACAUAGGCGGAAAGGAGGCCCUCGUGACAAGGGACCACGUAGUAACGGGCAGCAAAGAAGUGCAUCAAAUUGCUCCCAGGCGUCGAAUAGCCGGUCAUGCCGGUGGUGUGGAAAGGAGGUGCACCCCAGAGAAAGAUGCCCUGCAAAAAAGACAGUAAAUGUAACAAGUGCAAACGCCCAGGACAUUGGGGCAAGGUCUGCAGGAGUAGUAAAGGAAAAGGGUCUGUACAAGAGGUAGCAGAAGUGCAGUCUGACUCAGAUGAGUACUACUUCUUAGGAAGCAUCAGUGAUGAAAGUUACUCUAUUGAGAGUAUCAACAACAGGAAACGUAGGAGUGCAUUGUUUACGGAAGUCCAGGUGUCAGGUCAGAGCCUGAAAUUUGCUGUUGAUACUGGAGCAGAUGUGACAGUCAUUUCCAAAGCUGUGUAUGAUACACAGUUUUCACACUUCAUUUUGCAGAAGCCUGACAGGCCUCUUAGUGGCCCAGAUCAAAGCAACCUUUCAACUCUUGGAUUCUUUACUGCAGAACUAAAGAAAGGUGAUCAGACAAUCACAGAGGAUAUAUAUGUGUUCCCCAAAGGCUCUCUAUUGCUAGGUAGAGACGCUUGUGCAGAUCUAGGUGUCGUUAAGUUCAUUGGAAAAGUUACGUCAGAUCCUAUCCAGUCAGUGGAGUUCGGAUCAAUGUUCAAAGGCUUAGGAAAGCUAGAAGGAGAAUAUAAGAUUAAGAUCGAGCAAAACGCAGAGCCAUACAGUGUGAUGACUCCCAGGAGGAUAUCUAUUCCACUACUUCCUCUAGCCAAAGCUGAACUUGACAAGCUUAUCGAGCUAGAUGUUAUAGAACGGUGCACAGAACCAUCGGAAUGGUGUUCUCCUAUGGUUGUGGUGCCUAAAGGAAAUGGCAAAGUGAGGAUCUGUGUGGAUCUCACGAAGCUUAACGAAGUAGUGAAGAGAGAAAGAAUCAUGCUCCCCACAGUGGAUUAUACAAUUGCUCUGAUGGGAGGUGCUAAGGUUUUCUCUAAACUGGAUGCCAAUGCGGGCUUCCACCAAAUCUGCUUGGAUGAAGAUUCAAGGAAACUGACCACGUUCAUCUCACCAUUUGGUCGAUUUCGAUAUAAGCGAAUUCCCUUCGGUAUCAAAUCUGGCCCUGAGAAGUUUCAGAGUGAGAUCUACCGAAUACUAGGUGGUCAACAAGGAGUGGUAUGUCUCAUGGACGACAUUGUCGUGUUCGGAAAGAACCAGGAGGAACAUGACGAGAGACUCGUACAGACAUUAACACGGCUGAAAGCAGCAGGUGUCACCUUGAAUAAGGAUAAGUGCCAAUUCAGCAAAAGCCAGAUUGACUUUCUAGGUCAUCGGAUCGGAGUUAAUGGUGUGGAAAGCUCUCCAGAGAAGGUUGAGGCUAUAUUGAAAAUGCGUGCUCCAGAGAAUGUGAGUGAGGUAAGAGGUCUGAUGGGUACAGUGAACCAGCUCAUGAAGUUUGUACCCAACCUUGCUACUAUGACACAACCUCUACGUGAACUCUUGAGCUCUCACAGUGCAUUGUGCUGGGGUCCAGCACAGGAACAGGCUUUUAAAGAGAUUAAACAAUGCUUGACGAGCAGCCCAGUGUUGCAAAUAUAUGAUCCUUCACUAGAGACCAAGGUGUCAGCAGAUGCGUCUUCAUACGGACUUGGCGGAGUGCUUUUGCAAAAGCACGGUGACAGGUGGGCGCCAGUGGCGUAUGCGUCCAAAAGCCUUCUGGAUGUAGAGAAAAGGUACGCCCAGAUUGAAAAGGAGGCCUUAGCUAGUACCUUCGCAUGUGAACGAUUCACAGAUUACAUUCUGGGAAAGGAUAUUAUACUAGAGACUGAUCAUAAGCCUCUUGUACCACUGCUAUCCACGAAGGAGUUGGAUCAACUACCCGUACGUAUUCAACGAAUGAGAAUGAGGCUCAUGAGAUACUCGUUCACACCUGUUCAUGUGCCAGGAAAACUGUUGUACACUGCCGACACGCUAUCCCGUUCUCCAACACCAGCCAAAUCAGGUGAUUCAUUUCAUGAGGAAGUGAACUUAUAUGCUCAUCAAGUCAUAGCUGGAAUGCCUAUCAGUGAUAGCAAAUUAGAUGAUAUUAUGAUCCAUCAACAGGAGGAUGAAGCAUGCAGGCAAAUUAUGAACUAUGUAGCUGAAGGUUGGCCUGAAAAACAUAAUGUCAAGGGUUUAGUCAGCCCUUAUUUUGCUCAUAGAGCAGAGCUGACAGUGGUUAAAGGGCUGUUGAUGAUGGGACCUCGAGUCGUUAUACCAUCGUCUAUGAAAUUGGAAGUCCUGGAUAAGAUCCACGACGGUCACCAAGGGAUUGUCAAGUGCAAGGCAUUGGCCAGAAACACAGUGUGGUGGCCAAGCAUGAUGAAGAAUAUAGAGGAGUUAAUUGAAAACUGUCGCAAGUGUCAGUCUAACAGGAAAAAUCCUCCAGAACCUCUAGUUCCUACCAUGCUCCCACAACGACCAUGGCAAUACAUAGCCACUGAUGUCUAUGAACUCAAUAAAAGACUGUAUUUAGUAAUGAUUGAUUACUACUCCAGAUGGAUAGAGGUAGCUAGUCUGAGUUCAACCGCCUCAGCAGAGGUCAUAGACAGGAUGAAACGUGCAUUUUCCAGAUUCGGAAUUCCAGAUCAAGUAAAAUCUGACAAUGCCAGCUACUAUACAUCAAGGGAAUUUAAGAUGUUCACUUUAGAUUACGGGUUUCGACAUGUCACUAGCAGCCCAGGUCAUGCUUCAGGCAACGGUGAAGCAGAGAGAGCAGUGCAAACAGCUAAACGUCUCCUAGCUGGCUGUCAAGAUCCUUAUCUUGCUUUGCUACAGUAUAGAGCGACACCAUUGGCUAAUGGUUAUUCUCCAGCUGAGCUAAUGAUGUCAAGGAGGCUAAAACCAAAGUGCCGGUGGCCCCGUCUCAGCUGUCCCCAAACCUUGUGCAGAAUCAUGCCCUACGUCAGUUUGAAGACAAUCACAAAACCAAACAGAAGCUGCACUUUGACAGAAGGCAUUCAGCGAGGCCUCUUGUUCCCUUAGAGAAGGGAGAUGAAGUGAUGGUACAAGACAGAGGACAGUCUGGAAUAGUAGUGGAGAAGUGCACACCUCGUUCUUAUGUGAUCCAUACGGACACUGGGUCAUAUAGAAGGAAUAGAGUACAGAUCAACAAGAUACCACCCCACCCCAGCUGCAGCUACAUCUCCAGCCAAACCCACACCGGUGCCAGUACCUCCAUCACCUAAACUUCCUUCACCCCAAACUGCUAACACUGCAGAAGGAACUGGCACAUCAAAAGUGUACACCAGAUCUGGCCGUCAAUCUAAGCCCUCAUCUAGAUCGAAGGAUUAUGUGCCAUAAGUGAAGUUAUACUUUCUGGCCAGAUUUUCUCUGGUUUCUCAGACAGAAAGUCAUAACUAUGAACGCGUAUUCUAGUGUGUGUGAGACUUAGUGCAGAGACAAACGACAAUAGCUACCCAGGAUGUGUUUCUUAACAAAAUGACGAUUACUUGAGGACAUUGGAUUGACGUUGUUUUGAUUUUGAAUUUCACGCUAGAUAAGAAACAAGUAUGUCUAAGUAGUUUCUCUUUUAUUAUCUUAAAGGGGGAGAUGUGCUGUAUUCGAUUUACGUUUACAUUAAUUCAGCCUCGCUUCCGUUCAUGAUUCGAUGUAUGAUCACUUCUGGUAAUGGCGACGACACAUGUUAGAAGUUAUUAAAAGUUCUGUGUUGAAAUCAAAGAAUAUAUCUCCGUUUCUCGUGCCAUCCGAACACAACAUUUAUGCACAGUGGUAUAUUUGCCAAUGCAAACGCAAAAAAUUGACAAAAAAGCAAGUCACUGAAAAAGAGGCUGCACUAAAAAGAAAACAAAAAAGGCAUGGGACACACAAGAACAACAGUAGCAUGGAAGGCUGUGACUUGCACUUGUUAUCGAAAGCACGGGAGAAGAAGACUGAUUGCAACAGCAAAAUGUCCAUCAAGAUCAACAGAAACAAGAAAAUGCCCUAUCAGUGUGAAAUAGACCUUUGGUGGAACCACAAUCACAGUGUGCACUGCUUUCUUUUAACUUCCUUUUGCCCUAUUUUGCCAGCAACAAGAGACAAAUUCUGUACUUACUUUGAGGAGGGCAUGAGUGCCUCAGAGGCAUUUCAUUAUCAUGAGACUCAAUUGAUGAAGGAUCCAGUAACUCUGAUGCUAUUGGCUGACCGCAAAAUGUGUCCUUCUCUACCUGAUGUAAACAAUUUGUAUGGGAAAUGGUUGAUUGAAAAGAAGGGGCCGUCCAAUGGAUCAGCAAUGUUCGAUCAACUUGAGAAAAUUGUUGAGGAGUACAACAGGAAAAAUGCUAACAUAGGAGGGAAGUGUUUCUUGCUAAGGGUCCAGGGUAAUGGUGCUGACCAAAAGCAUUUGAUAUUAUCUAUAUGCACCCCUCUCAUGUCACGUGUACACACAACUAAGCAGGCUGGAGAGAUGGCAUUUAUGGAUUCCUCAGGGAGUCUUGAUCGAUAUAACAAUCCAGUUUACUUUAUGUGUACUCAUCAUCCCUGUGGAGCACUACCUCUUGCAGUCUGGGUAACUUCAAGUCAAUCCCAAUCAUGCCUGGAAAGCUGCCUAGAACAAUUGAAAGCAAUUCUUCCAAGCCAUGCUUUUGGAGGAAAGGGUCCUGAAAAAGGAUCAGACAUUUUCAUGUCUGAUGAUGACACUGGGCAAAGGCAAGCUCUGAGAGUGCACUGGAAACAGGCAACACUCCUUUUGUGCAUCUUUCACUUUUUGCAAGCAACUUGGCGGUGGCUAGUGGACUCCAAGCACUCCAUUUCAAAAGAUGACAGGCAGCACCUUAUGUCCAUAAUGCAAGACCUUGUGUUUGCCAAGACACCCCAGGAAUUUGAAGAAAUCAAGGACCUUCUUGUAUCAGACACUAUUUUACAGAAAUAUUCUCUGUAUCAAGGGUAUUUGAACAAAGCUAUUGAUAGAAGGAAGGAAUGGGCACUUUCUUACAGAACAGAUCUCAGAACAAGAGGCAACAAUACAGACAACUACACAGAAUCAAUGAUCUUUGUUUUCAAAUGUGUAGUUCUCAGAAGAAUGAGAGCUUACAACCUUAUUGAGCUAUUCUGGUUCAUCACUGAAGACCUAGAAAUGUACUUCCAACGAAAGCUUCUCUCCUUGGCUUUUGGUAAACCACAAAAUUUACACCUUGCAGCCCGUUGCUUUGGAAGAACUGCAAGCUCUGUUAGUCAAAGUACCAUAACCAUAGAUGAAAAGAAUCCAUGCAAAUUCCAUGUGCCAAGCAGAGAUGACAACAGUACCAUCACAUACAUUGUUGAUUGCACAUCAGGAACCUGUACAUGUCAGCUGGGAGUCAGUGGUAAUGCAUGCCCUCACCAAGCAGCUGUGGCUUUAAAAUUAAGAAUCAACAACAUAAACUUUAUUCCCCAAACUGCAAAGGAGAGAUUCAACCUUGCUAUCCUUGCUAUUGGAGACAAGAAGAAUUUCAGUGUUGGCCAGUUUGUAAGCCUGCACCAAAAGGAAAUUGAAAGUAAGCCUCCUUUCUAUGGAGACCAAGAAAAGGAUGAAGAACAACAAACAUUACUACCCAUGCCUGACUCUCCAGAAACUGAGACCAUGGAAACCAAUGAUGGCAUUAUUGAUGCUGGUACAGAUGCUACUCUGCCAAAUGAUGAAGUAUCACUUGACCAAAUCAUUAAGCUUCACCAACAAGUUUCCCAAGAUAUUGAGUACAAGCUCAGAACAAGUGACACCAACUUUCGCCUCUGCUACUAUAACUACCUGACUUUGUAUAGGAAAAUCAUUUCAAAGUGUAGGGGCCAGGCACCAGUUGCUUCACUUGCUUCUGCCUAUGCACAGUUUGGAAAGGAGAGGGGUGGAAAUUAUUUACCAGUCUUACAUAACAGCUCCAGAAUUAAAGUGCAGCCAACAGCUAUUUCCAGAAGGAAAUCUGGAAUUAAAUCUGCAAGCGCACAACCAAGUGGUCGUCACCCCAAAUUAUCAGACAGUCAGAGAGAAGCCAACAUGAAAGUUCGUAAAAAAUUCAACAAUCAGAAAAGAAGAAGGAAUCUUUCACACAAUGUUAGAAAGAAUUUACCAAAUGCUAGGCCUAAAAGAUAG
Molecule: messenger RNA, 7073 nt
Organism: Pocillopora meandrina
Lineage: Eukaryota; Metazoa; Cnidaria; Anthozoa; Scleractinia; Pocilloporidae
Source: the annotation of a GenBank genome assembly